Gadus chalcogrammus (walleye pollock) is the source of this 3159-nucleotide messenger RNA. It is a transcript of the gene vcpkmt, whose product is annotated as valosin containing protein lysine (K) methyltransferase. Bases 58 to 723 code for a protein of 221 amino acids. The transcript is spliced from 5 exons. Gene Ontology annotation, biological process: peptidyl-lysine methylation. NCBI's taxonomy places the organism in Eukaryota, Metazoa, Chordata, Actinopteri, Gadiformes, Gadidae. Gene Ontology annotation, molecular function: protein-lysine N-methyltransferase activity. The record is from RefSeq and is a predicted model, not a curated record. Gene Ontology annotation, cellular component: cytosol; cytoplasm.
AGUUAGGGAGGAAGGAAUGUGGGGAAGUUUAUCAGCGCGGACUCUUACGUCUUAAGUAUGGCGGCAGAAAAUGAAAGUAGCUAUUUUGUGAGAGAAAUCGAGAAAAAUGAUGGGUGUGUUCUCAAAUUAAAACAAUGCCACAAAGGAGACGUUGGUUGUGUGGUUUGGGAUGCAGCGAUCGUGCUGGCAAAAUAUCUGGAAACGAGAAGCUUUAAGGACCCGGCUACCGGAGGGAACAGAUGGGCUGGCCAACAUGUACUGGAGUUGGGAGCAGGCACUGGAGUUGUUGGGCUGAUGGCUGCAUCAUUAGGAGCUCACGUCACCGUGACAGACUUGGAGGAUUUGCAGACACUCCUGCAAGUAAAUAUCGAAGAAAACAAGGGGGUUAUUAGCUGUGGAUCCAUCACUGCCAAGGUACUUAAAUGGGGUGAAGAUGUUUCGGAUUUCCUCCCACCUCCAGACUAUGUGUUGAUGGCGGAUUGUAUCUAUUAUGAACAGUCUGUUGUGCCAUUGGUGGAAAGCUUGAAGAAACUUUCCGGACCCUCAACUUGCAUCAUUUGCUGCUAUGAGCACAGAACUGUUGGCAUUAACCCAAAAGUCGAAGCACAGUUCUUCGAGUUGCUGCGGAAAGACUUCAACUGGGAGGCAGUUCCUUUAGAACAGCAAGACCCAGAAUUCAGCAGUCCGGACAUCCGAAUACUGAAUAUAAAACGGAAUAUCUGAAUUAUUUUUUAUAACAUUUGCCUUUCCUGAGUGAGGCAUAAGAAUAUUUGUUAAUAAUUUGUCCUUCUGUUUUGAAGAAGUGUGUGAAUUUUUUUUGUGACUUUCAUCCGGUAAUUGUUAAUUCACUAAGUUUUAGUGUCUUUAUGUGUUUUUCUCUUAAAACAAAUUAAUUGUAAGGAACAACAGAUAUCCUCCCUACAAUCAAAUAAACCUUUCUACCUUGUUAAUUGUAUGACAUCAGUGAUUCAGUUAAACCUUUUUUAUCUGAAUUUCUUUUAUACUAUCCUUUUUAAUAAUACUAAAUCCUAAGAGAAACCAUAAGCCUACAUGUGUGUUCUCUUUAUAUUCCUUUCGCUGUGUACUUGUAUUUUGAGUGAGCUUUUUGGCAGUUUACAAGCUGUAUUCUAUCUGCACCGUGUUGUUAAAUCGAGUUGUGGGUGUCCUCAACAAAAGGCCUGGCGCUUGCCCCUUCCUCGUUCAGCCAGCGCCUUAAUCUUAUGCCAAGGCAGUCUAAUGUCCAAUUAGUCCUGUAAGGUUGGGGGGAUUAAAGACUAUUAUUAGUAUUAGUCAUCAGACAGCUUAGAUAAUGUGUUGACAUUAUGCAAGGUUGCUGUGAGUGGAUGUGCUGUAUCUUUUUAUUACGGAUGAUACUUUGAAUCAUCCUCUGAUUUCUGUCUGGGGUUCAUUUCGACCAAGAACACUCUGACAUUUAGCAUUUACAAUACACACUCCGCUCAGGGCUAUUUGAUUGAACCAUUGGUUAUGGAGGCCUCUCAUUUUUUAGUGCCCUUCUAUGAUGUUUUCUAACUGGCCAUGUCUCAGAUUUAUUUGAUUCUAGUAAUAAGGAUUUAUCCUUUUCAACAAUGUAUAAUAAGUAAUAGCAUACAUUCAGAUAAUUGGUGGAUUAUGCCACAAACACUAGGGGGCAUCAAUUGUUCAAAUUGAAUUACUGAAGAUUAUCUCUACACUAAAGAUAAUCUAAUCUUUACUAGUCCACCCCCAAGAUUAUCUAAAGAGCCAGGUAGGCAAAAUGAAAAGAUUAUAUUAUUGUAAAUCUGAGAUAUUACAUCAUAGCACAAGGAAUAUAAAAUAUAGAUACAAUGCAUUGCUAAUACAUCAAAGUUGAGGGAAAGAGGUAGAUAAACACUAGGUUAAAUGCCUGUAAUUUCAGAGCUGAAACUGCACUGGCUGCCUGUCAGACACCCUGAACGGCACCGCCCACCAUGCAAGAGGAAUGCCUUUUAAAAGCCCCAGAUUAGCUGGAAGAUUAUGGCCCUUAUUUCAGGCAUAAACCAUGCAGCACGCCCCGUACGUCCACAGGCAUGCAGUGGCCCCACUACCUUUCAUCCCACCUCCCCCCUGUUUACAUAGUGGGGGCUGUAUGCAUUGGGAACGGCGGCCUUCAACUCUUGAGUUCACCAGGAUAAUAAGUAAAAUGUUCUAGGCCGUAGGCCCACUAAUAACAAGUAGCGUUUGUUCCAAGGCUGAGACUAGUGAGGUAAUUGUAAGGAGGUGGAUAAGAGCAAGGAUAAACUGCUGGCCAAGAAUCUGUUCAGAAUGUAACCGGACUAUCUGCGAUGGCACAGGACCUUGCAUUCAUUUAGUGACUGGAUUUUGUACUUGUGAAAGUGAUCUGCAUUUCUCCACAGUAUUUAUUUUCUGAAUUCAAAUAAGUUGAUUGUAGAUUGAUACAUAGGUUAAGCUUUGGAUAUAUAUAUAUCCCUGGAAAUGGAUGGUAAAUUAUGUCUACAGACAUAGCUUAAACGUGAGUGCUAUGUUUCUGAGAAAUGACGGUUUAACACUGGAGUCCUUUAGGCUUUUGUGUAUUAUUCUGCUCCCAGAAAUUACUGUAAGCGCAGCUGUAGCAGUUGAACAGUGAAAUAAUGGCUAGUCAGGGAUGUGCUAUGCAUAGCCUUCUGCUUUGAGUUCAUUUUCCCACCCCUGCACUGACACUUUGACUUGGCCCAUCUGGCCCAUGGGAUAUUUAGAAAACCAAUCCCCAUAGUCUCUUCUUUGACCUUGGUCAGAGUACAUGAGGGCUAAUUCCUUUUCUUUGAGUUGGUACCGAAUUCUGGCUCCCCAGUAACUGUUGAAACCUUGCAGCUUAAGCAUCCCCUUUUGAAAUUGAAUGGAAUUUCAAGUGUGGUGGUAUGGAAGAUCCUCACACUGAACGAGUACAGCAAAGCCAUAAUGUGGUCAUUGCCCACCAACAGAUGGUGCUAAAAAUGGCAAUGACUCACCUGUGUAAUGAGAGAGCAAUAAGAGAGUUAACGACUAUCAAAGGUACUCAUUAAAGUUCACAGGUUGACAAUUCUGUCCAUUAUGACAGCGCAGAGGUACAUCUCUGCUCUGUUAUAUUUGAGGCAUCCCUGUUAACGGCAUUAAACCUAAUAAAACACCAUCACCAUCUGCCAUUUAAGUAUUUUCUCAUAGUUU